UCCCAGCACAUUAUUAUUUCUUCGUAAAACUCAGCAAACACUAUAAAGUGCCACUACAGAGCAAGGCUCACCCCAAGAGGAAAUUAGUUUUCUCCUGCCUUUUUCCUCUGUGUUUCAGAUCCUACUUGAUCUUCACCAGGAGUUAAAGGGCCAGGAAAGAGUGUGCUCUUGGAUUCAUCCCAGUUGUGCCUGACUAAAGUCUUCCUGCAGAGGGCGCUGGGGAGUCAACAGCUCAGGAGGGUGGAGAAGUGUUAGGUGGACUUGGGAUGAUUGCCUAUCAGAUCUCGCCUUUCCCUGGCAGUAGAAUUAUUAUGAAGUCAUUGACUUCCUAUUUGCCUUCGGGGCUGAAAUAAAUCUGCUAUCCUCAAAUAACUGAGCUGAUCUCAGACAAAUGCCAAUCAGAACUAAGCUUCUCUGCCCUGAGGUGGCCAUAAAAUUGAGACAAUUUUCUCCAAGUGUUUUUGGUGGCUCAGCAACAGCUUCUGUGAGUUCUGGUUUUCCCUGCGGGUCUAGGGUGAGCUACACUGGCAUCCUGGAAGCGAAGAUGAUUUACAUCAAGGCACCCAAACAAGUUUUGACAUUUUCCCUGAGAUGCCAUCCUCUGUCUACUCACUACAAGUGCCUGCUGCUCCAGGCCUUACCUGCUGGGCAGUGACGAUGGGGCUGGGCUGGGAACAGAAUAAAAGAGCUGGGAACUGUAGCACCAAUUCACACUCAGACCUUGAACGAGCACCUGAAAGCUACUCUUUGAGGAGGCUCAGCAGUUUUCCUUACUCCUGUGGUUUCCAGAUUCUGGCACAAGAUGAAAAGUUCUUGUCUCCCCCUCUGCCUUCUCUUGGCUGUGUUUUCUCUCUUCUGGACACCUUCUGCUGGGCUGAAGACACUCCAUUUGGGAAGCUGUGUGAUCGCCACAAACCUUCAAGAAAUGCAAACUGAAUUUUCUGAGAUAAGGGACAGGAUGCAAGCCGAAGAUGAAAUCAUGGACCUCAGAAUCUUGAAAACUGAGUCCUUGCAAGACACAAAGCCUGCAGAUCAGUGCUGCCUCCUUCGCCUUUAUCUGAGACUCUACCUGGGCACGGUAUUCAAAAACUAUCAGCCCCUUGACCAACAUACCCUCCGGAAGCUCAGCAGUCUCGCCAACUCUUUUCUUACUAUCAAGAAGGACCUUCGGCUCUGUCAUGCCCGUAUGACAUGCCCUUGUGGGGAGGAAGCGAUGGAGAAAUUCAACCAGAUUCUGAGUCGCUUCGAAAAGCUUAAACUUCAGGAAGCGGUGGUGAAAGCUUUGGGAGAGCUAGACAUUCUCCUGCAAUGGAUGGAGGAGAUGAGAUAAGAGCAAAGUGAUGAUAUCACUGACAGUAUUUCUGGCCGAGUCCCGUCCUGAAAACUGUGGAGACAUGACCCCAAACCACCAUCUCUUUGCUUCAUCAUUUAGUGCUGGUCACUGUGUAUAUUACUUAUUUAAUAUUUAUUUCCUUAUUGUAAUUGUUUUCCUUUCUUAAUCUACAUCAUGGGUUUAUGGUUUGGGUGAUAUCUUUUGUACUGUUGGAUGUAUUUAUUCGUUAAUUUAUUUAUUUAUUUCUGCUAUUUAAUCUAUUUAUUUUUGUACUUGUGCAUGUCUUUAAAAAUUCGUAGAUAAUAUUUAUGACUAGGGCACAUUAUAUACUUUCAAACCGUGAACAAACUAUAACUUCUAGACAAGUGGCUGGGGUGGGUAGUCACUUUUAUUAAAUUAAGGACAUAUUUACUGACUGCCACAAUGGUUUUGUCAAUGGAAACAAUGGUUACUAAGUGGGAGCUGUGGAAGAAGUUCCAAUGAAAAAUGACAGAUGUGCCUCACAAUUACUGACCACCCCACCCAACUCCUCAACCCCAUACUUGUGUAUCUUCCAGCUGUGGCAUCCUGUAUGGUAAAAAUUGUAUUCUACGAAUAAAGUUUUCU
This is a messenger RNA of Myotis daubentonii (Daubenton's bat), 1939 nucleotides long. It is a transcript of the gene IL20, whose product is annotated as interleukin 20. The record is from RefSeq and is a predicted model, not a curated record. NCBI's taxonomy places the organism in Eukaryota, Metazoa, Chordata, Mammalia, Chiroptera, Vespertilionidae.